Molecule: messenger RNA, 2634 nt
Organism: Lingula anatina
Lineage: Eukaryota; Metazoa; Brachiopoda; Lingulata; Lingulida; Lingulidae
Product: excitatory amino acid transporter 1
Biological process (GO): L-glutamate transmembrane transport
Cellular component (GO): plasma membrane
Molecular function (GO): glutamate:sodium symporter activity; L-glutamate transmembrane transporter activity; neutral L-amino acid transmembrane transporter activity
Source: RefSeq, a predicted model, not a curated record
AUGGGACAUUUUUUUCCCCUGUAAUUUUAUCUUCGCCUGAAGAUACGCGCAGUUUUACACCUGACAAAAAGAGUCAGCAACUUUAUUAAUUAACAUUCCGUGGGAUAAUCGAGCAGUUGCAUGCCGUAAGGCAAUGACAGUUUACAGACAGAUUCACACAAUAGCGAACCACUCAAGAUACAUCUAACACAGUUACUGUACAUGUUGUAUAGGCAGACGCAAGUAAGAGAAUAACAGUCCUUGCAUUGAUGGAACAACCAGGACGAUUGUAAUGAUACCACAGCACACGGCCUGUGGUACGAAGUAAACACCCGGGAGUGUACAACUGAUGUCAUAAGGAAAUCCUGGUCCAGGGAAAGUAGGGUUCCAAGUAUUAUAAAUACAGGACACGGAUUUUGUAGUAUUCUUCUCGGACACAUUCAUGACUUUGUUGUUUAAACAGAAGGAGAUUCUGCUGGCAGAUUUUUAAACGCAAAAGAUACACAGUGAAACAGUAUGAAUUUGCCUUCACUUCAACGCAAUGGACCUACAGACGUAAAGAUUUCAUAACAUAUUAGCUAACAGUUUCAUUGUUAUCGAAGAGGCUGAAAAUAGACAAGGUAUUUCCUUUAAGAUCAUAUUUCUUAUGGCAACAUCCAAAGUUUGAAAACUUUAAAAGAAAUUGAAAGACUGUUGAGCCCAAGAAUUCAACAGAGUAAACACGGUCAUUCGGGGCAUUUACCAACCAAGGCGAAGAAGAUUACGAAUAGGCCUACGACAAGAAACGGGCAGUUCUUUUCAAAGAAUAUUGAAGAAAAUGGGUAAAUAUCAAACUGGCAGAUCAAGGUCAAAGGCGAGAAGAUGUUGGGAAGCUUUUCGCCCACAUCUGAUGGUUAUAAGUAUCAUCUUAGGCGUGGCUUUAGGGAUCGCCCUAGGGGCCGGGCUUCGCACGCUGGACCCGCCCUUGACCGCGCAGCAGGCAAAGUACCUGAAAUUUCCUGGGGAUCUCUUACUACGUAUGCUGAAGAUGUUGAUUCUUCCAUUGGUCGUUUCAAGCCUUAUCUCAGGAAUAGCCUCCUUACCCUCGUCUUCCACUGGAAAACUUGGGGCCAGGGCUAUCGCCUAUUACAUGUGCACCACCCUGUUCGCUGUGAUCUUAGGCAUAGUUCUGGUUGUGACCAUACAGCCAGGAAAUAGAGGGGAGGCUGAAUGCCCCGAACCCCCUUGUGUUGACAGAGCUGACAAGGUCGUGAGAGAUGUCGAGGCCCUGGAUUCUCUACUGGAUUUAGUGUUAAAUUGCUUUCCAAGUAACCUGAUUGAAGCUGCAUUUCGCCAGACAGCGACCGAUAUCAAGAAGACGGUGAUGUACAAUGCACAUACCGUUGACAUGAGUCGACUCAACGACUCUCUGUACAACUUAAUAGCGUCGAUGGACCCAGACGUUUACAAACAAAACGCUAAUAUUUCUGAAGUGAUGCAGAGAAACGUGACAAACAAGGAUAAUGUUACAGAAACUCAGUACUAUGUAAAUGUCCCAUAUAUCGUGAAGUCCACUUCUACUGGUACCAAAGACGGUAUGAAUGUGCUAGGGCUGAUCGUCUUCUCUGUCGCACUCGGUAUUGUGAUCAGUAAACUGGGUGCACGUGGAGUACCUCUCAAGAAUUUCUUCGCUUCGUUGUGCGAUGCUGUGCUUGUUUUAAUUCAUGCCGUUUUGUGGUACGUCCCAAUCGGCCUGUUCUUUCUGGUAGCAGAGAGAGUGGUUUCUAUGGACGAUCCUGCUCGUGUGCUGGAGCAGCUCGGUUACUAUAUGCUGACGGUCAUAAUCGGUCUUGUUGUCCAUGGCUAUAUUCUGUUACCAAUUAUCUACCUGAUCUUUGUUCGGAGGAACCCGUACAAGUACAUUUACGGGGUUCUCAAGGCGAUUUUCACGGCUCUAGGAACGGCUUCGAGUUCUGCGACUAUGCCCGUCACAAUGCAAUGCUGUAAAGAAAAUAAUGGCGUCCACGAGAAGGCUGUGGAUUUCGUAAUUCCGAUCGGUGCAACAAUCAACAUGGACGGCACCGCUCUCUAUGAAGCUGUGGCAUCCAUCUUUAUUGCCCAAGUCAAUAAUAUCCCACUGAAUUUUGGUCAGAUCGUUACUGUCAGUAUCACUUCAACUGCGGCGUCCAUAGGAGCAGCAGGCGUGCCGGAAGCUGGUCUCAUCACCAUGGCAAUUGUACUCACUGCUGUAGGCUUGCCAUUGGAUGACAUACAGCUCAUCUUUGCCGUGGAUUGGUUCCUGGAUCGACUGCGAACAAGCGUUAAUGUGUUGGGAGACGCCUUUGGCGCUGGAAUAGUAGGACAUCUAUCCCGUCAUGACUUGAACAAAAUGGACGCAAUUGAAGAGGCGGAGGCAGCUGAAGCGGGGAAUGCGACUGAUACCGGAUUCGGGUUGCCCACUAAAAAUGGUUACAUUAACGAUUCAUAUGAACCCGACGGUUCGACAGUAGACACCCGCAUGUAAUAAGAUAAACACCCGCAAGCAAAUAUGGGUCUUUUCUGUUUCAAAACUAUAUUACAUGUAGACCCCCCCCCCCACAAAACAUCAAAGUGUUAGAGGGAUAUCCAAAAUUCUGAGAAUACACAUGUUCAUUUGUAAGGAAUCGAGAUGUUAAA